Lymnaea stagnalis (great pond snail) is the source of this 2608-nucleotide messenger RNA. NCBI's taxonomy places the organism in Eukaryota, Metazoa, Mollusca, Gastropoda, Lymnaeidae. The record is from the annotation of a GenBank genome assembly.
AUCAUGCUGAUGCUGCAUAACACUUGUAUGGCCAUUACAGUUUACUCUGAGUGUACUUUCAAUGAUAUACAAGUUGUAUUACAACAGAAGUGAAAACUGGUGAAUGAAAUUGGAGUACUAUCUUUAACUCAUUAGUAAUUGAAUGAAGCACCGCGAUACUCAUUUAUAUAUACUAAUAUUAAAUCAAUGGCCAUGGCCUCUUCGAGGUAAGUUAUUUUUACUUAUAUGUAUAUUACUCAGAAUGUGUAGACAGUUAAAGUCUUAAACUUUAUUAAGUCUCUUCUUCUAUAGUCUAUAGUAAAGUCUAUAGUAAUGUAUAGUAUGUCUAUUACUAGGACUAGUAUUACAUGUUGACGUUGAACUAUGUUGCCUAAAUUUAAAUGUAAUGUUGGCUACUAAUACUAAUACUUAUUAAUUAAGUAAAAGUAAGUUAUUAAGUAAGCACUACUUAUGACUUAAGUUGUUUUUGGGUUUUUUAAUUUAGGCCUGUGGCAUUUGCUAUUUACUAUUUAUUACUAUUAAUAGUAGGCUGGUAGGAUAAUAUAAACAUAAAACAACGCUGGAUGCUGCUGAGUGCUGUCCAUGGCUAGACUGGGUUAGAUAGUUCUUGGGCUUGGGUGGGUGAGGUCAAGCUUUAGUUUUUACCAAUUGUUUUUUAAUGUCUAAUUUUCUGUAGUGUAAUUGAUAAUUUUUAUUUGAAGCGCAGUGAGCCCAGCCCAACGCUGAGGGUACUGUGCUAUAUAAAAACCACCUUAAUAAUAAUAAUAAUAAAGAAAGGGGUUAGUGGUUACGUGUAUGAGCAGAACGCCCUUAGUCCUUCCUUAGAACAAUAUAAGCAUUAGGGGUGUGCCGGAUCCGUUUUUUCCAACCGGAUCCGGAUUUUCUUAUGCGAAAUCCGCCGGAUCCGGAUUCCGGAAUAAUCCGGAUUCCGGUUUCUCCCGGAUUCCAGAUUUUGGUACUUUGCAGAUACCGGUAAAUCUGAUUUGUUGGGUGCCUUAUAUGGAAAAUAGAAAUUAUUCAGAAAUCACUGAAAUCAGAAUAAAACGCAGAUUGAUAAUAAGUUAACGCUCGAAACAAUCGAUUAAUGUAUCGUGAUCGUGUGGAAUUCGGGAAAGAGAAUUACUUUUAUUUCAGAUUAUGAUCCGGUGAGUCACAAAAUCUGGCAAAUUCUGAAAUCCGGUAUAUUCUGGAUUCCGGUUGUUCCGGAUACAUGUAAAUCCGACGGAACCGGAUUUCACCGGAUAGUGCAAAAUCCAGUGGAACCGGAUUCCGGCACACCCCUAAUAGGCAUAGGUGAUAUUGAGUAGAGUGAGUGCAAUAAUGUCAAUCAAUAGUCAGUGAUGAUAGUAAACUCAAUGUUUCAGGGUGAUUUUUCCUUCCUUCCUCACACAGGGCUCACAGGCCUAUGCCUAAAUUCUUCUAAAUCAGGAGGAGCAUAGCUUUAAUGGAUUCUGAAAAUAUUAAUUACAUUAAAAUGUUCAACUUUUGUUCAAACAAUAACAACAUUCCAGUAGUUUGAUAUGGUACUAAAUAAGUUGUUAAUUAAACUUAAAUUCAUUCUGCUACUUUUUUUUAAAGGAAACUUUGACAGAGUUGACCUAUAUCCUUUUAAAGAAAUUGUUAAAAAUUUAAUUCACUCUACUCUAUAUUCAUUUAUGAAAAUAUUGUGAAAUUACUUUUAAAAUAAGCUUUGAAAUAGUGUUUGUGAAUUUGAAAAUAAGAAUUCAUGUUCACAUAUAACCUUUACCUUAAUAAAAAAUAUUAUUACUUUCUAAAGGUCAAACCGUAAAAGAUCGCAUCAUGAGGUGGAAGAUGGGGAUGAAUGUCUACCAAUAUCAAAGAGAAUAAAUUCUCUUCACAUUGAGUAAGUAAAUAAAAAGUGCUAUUCAUGCCUUUCAUUUUAUUAUCUAAGGUAGAAAAUUAUAUAAGAAGAUUAGAUAAGUGGAUUUUAUUGAAAAGCAACAUGCAAGGUCAGUUCUUAAGAUAUUUUUUUGGACAAUGGUAAGUAGACCUUCAGUUUAUAUAUACCCGGUAUAUAAAUAUAUAUAUAUUGUAAAUUAGUUUGUUUACUCCCAUGAGUCAACUUUGUUAAUCAUAGAAGAAAAAUUUGAUUUAAGUUUACACACUUUUAUUUCUGCGUUUUCAAUUUCAGGGGACAAUCACAUGCAGUAUUCCCACAGGUAAGCAGCAUUACAAUUCUUUACCAAUUUGUUUUGAAUCAUUGUACAGAUUUAAAAUGAAUUUAUUGAUAACAUUUUAUUAGUCACUUAAGGUAAGGGGAAUUGUUUAAAACUAUAUUUUUAAAUAAAGUAAUUACCGUAUAUAAUGAAAAUAAUUUGUAACUUCUUUAAUGUGAAAAUUAUUUUCUUUUCACUUUAUAGCCAAAUGGAAAUCAUGUCCAUAUAUUUGCUGGUGUACAUGAAAAUGCUGUUGCUGGAGGUGUAGAGUCGGUCACAGAUGCCAGUCAUCAACAGGACUUAAAUAAUCCAUCCUAUUGUCACAACCAUGACCUGAACAAUUCCGAGUCCUUAAGACAUCAUCCAGUCAAUGGACAAGCCAUUUCACAAUUGCACAACAUAAACAAUAUGCAUAAUUCCUGUGGUGAUAA